This is a messenger RNA of Lycium barbarum (goji berry), 423 nucleotides long. RefSeq lists its product as uncharacterized. The record is from RefSeq and is a predicted model, not a curated record. The coding region runs from base 1 to 423 and encodes 140 amino acids. NCBI's taxonomy places the organism in Eukaryota, Viridiplantae, Streptophyta, Magnoliopsida, Solanales, Solanaceae. The transcript is spliced from 2 exons. Gene Ontology annotation, biological process: chromatin remodeling. Gene Ontology annotation, cellular component: nucleus.
AUGAGGAUCAAUGACAGGAUGAUGGUGAUUAAGUUGGUCAUUGGAGGGUUCGCCUUAAACAUUAUUAGUGCUUACGCGCCGCAAGCGGGUUUGGAUGAGGAGGAAAAAAGGCGCUUUUGGGAGGACUGGGAUGAAAUGGUGGUAAGUAUACCGCCUACUGAGAAGUUAUUCAUAGGAGGAGAUUUCAUUGGGCACAUUGGGUCUAUUUCGAGAGGCUAUGAUGAGGUGCAUAGAGGAUUUGGCUUCAGGGACAGGAAUGGUGGAGAAGUCUCACUCUUGGAUUUCGCAAAGGCUUUUGGAUUGGUGGUAGCCAACUUGAGUUUUCCGAAGAAGGAGGAGCACUUGGAGGGGACAGAGACAUUGUGUGGGGAGAUUUGGAGCACUCUGAUAGGCAUCAAGACUUUGGAUAUUGAAGGAGUAUAA